Molecule: messenger RNA, 282 nt
Organism: Ostertagia ostertagi
Lineage: Eukaryota; Metazoa; Nematoda; Chromadorea; Rhabditida; Trichostrongylidae
Source: the annotation of a GenBank genome assembly
AUGGCGCUUGUUUUUGCCAUGAUCGCCAAGCUGCCGAUGUACUUCGAAGUGGAGGUUGUCCCGAAUGGGAACUGUACAGGUCUCACAUCUUUGACGAUAAUUGUGAGUGAAUUCAGCGAGACGGAACCUUACAAGAGUGCCUACAAAUACUGGUUUCGGAGCAUCAUCACGAUAAUUCUGCCGUUCGUUCUGUGCUUCUACCUCAACAUCGGCAUCAUUCGUCUCCUUCGUGCUCAACAUCAUGGUGCUAAACUCUUCCGCUUCGCCACGUCGGAACAUCGG